UUUUCACUGAGGAUUAUCCCUAACGAUUUUAAUAUUUACCAUUGUUUUAAGCAUGAGCAUGUGGUAAAAACAUAGUAGAUCCCUUAUUUUACCAUAUCUACUCAAGACUACUAAGUUUUGGUAGCAACAGAUUUGUAAUUUCUAGAUGAAUCAUAAAGGAACAUUGUAUCGUCGGAGGCCCUAAAUUCGUUACAGUCCUGGAGUCGUGUCCCUUUUCUUUUCCUCACAUAUCUCGCGAGAUUUAAUCCGAGGUUGCGCAAUCCGUGAGAAAAUUUUUACUAAUGAUAUGUGACGUCACAUCUUACUACACAACAGUCGACAAUGCGAUCAAAACAGGUUAAUCCUGUGUCCAAAAAGAAAAAAUACAGACUGUAUUCUCCCACAGCUUUGACAAACGCCUACAAAAUGGUAAAGGAACACAAAAUGUCGGUUAAAAAAGCAUCGAGAAUGUUUUAUGUGCCUGAUACAACUCUCAGGGAUAGAGUUCUACAGAAGGUAGAUCCAGAAACUGCAGUUUUUGGAAAAAGUCCUGUGCUGGAGUGCUUUGAAGAAGCAAAUCUUGUUAGACAUUUUAAGACAAUGGCAGCUUAUGGGUAUGGAUACACUAGACAGGAAUGUGUUGAUAUUGCGUCUGAUUAUGCUGUGCAUCUUGGCAAAAGAACAAUGGAUAAGCCAUUUACAAUGAAGUGGAUGAGGGGAUUUCUCAAAAGAUGGUCUGAGCUCAAAGUCUUAAAGCCAAGGGGACUUGAACAUGUGCGAGCAAAGAUGGCAUCCAAAGAGACAGUUGCUGAGUAUUUCAAGAAUCUUGCAAACACUAUCUCAACAUAUAACAUGCAUGACAAGUCGCAUCUCAUUUAUAACAUAGAUGAAAAGGGCAUAUCCAUUGAUCAUAAACCACCAUCAGUUGUAAGUGAUUCCACAUACUGCCCACAGGCUGUAACUUCUGGUCGGGGGAAAACUAUUACUAUUCUUGGAGGAGGAAGUGCCAGUGGAGUUGUCAUACCACCAUUUUUUAUUUUCCCCGGGAAGCGGAUGAGACCAGAAUUAUUAAAUAGGGCAUCUCCAGGAACUAAUGGGACUAUGAGUGAAACAGGUUGGUCAAAUGGUGUUGUAUUCCGUUAAUAUUUAGAAAACCAUUUCUUGAAGUUUGUACCUCGGAGAGACAAUGAAAAGGUUCUACUUUUGGAUGGACACCGCUCCCAUGUUUCUGUUAAUCUGGUAGAAUGGGCAAAACAGCAGGGCAUCAUCAUCUUCAUUUUACCUGCACAUACCAGUCACAUCUUGCAGCCCAUGGAUGUCUCCUGCUAUGGUCCCUUAGAGAAAAUAUACAACAACCUGUGCCACAAAUUGAUGAGGGAGUCCUCUGCUAACAUUACCCGAUAUAAUGUAUGUGAUGUUGCUGGCAAAGCAUACACUAGAGCACUUUCUCCAGAAAAUAUUCAGUCUGGAUUCAGAAAAACAGGUAUCUCCCCUUUGAAUUCUGAAGCGAUGAGGAUGGAAUGUCUGGUUCCAGCAGAGGUGUUCAAACAAAUCAGCCCUGAUGUAAACUCAACACUAAGUGAAAAGAAUACACACAAUGAUAAUGGCAAUUCAGAUACUGAGGAAGAAGACAGGGGCUUUGUAAUGGAAUUAGUGAACAAAGAGAAACACUUGAAGGACGUAAAGAGAGAUUCAGUUCGCAAGGAGAGAAAAACAUUAAGUAAGAUAGUGGCAGGGAAGGAAAUUUCUGAUGGAGUAAUUGAGAAAAUGGUGGAGCACGAAAGAAUUCAGAAAGGAUCACAUGGGGAAAAAAAGUCAACCAGUGUGAGGAAAGCCAAACCAAAAAAGGAAAUUGUUUUCAUUGAUGACACUCAACAACCAGGGCCAUCAGCUAUAAAUUUGAUUUCUGAUGAUGCCAAUAGUGACUCGGACAGUGACACUGAGAACAUAGAUCCAUCGAAGCUUUGUUGCAUUUGUCACAGAUGGCAACCGGAACAGAUCAAGAAUUGUGUUUCUUUAGUGUUUACCAAAUGGGCACAGUGUGACAGAUGUAACCACUGGGUUCAUUUAAUUUACUGCUCACCUGUGAGAUUUGUUAGAAGGAAUGACUCAUUUUUCUGUCCUCACUGUACAGAAGAGUGAUUAAAAUGUUUACAAUUAUCCCAAUAUGCUUUACUGUUAUUAUUAUAUUGAUUAAAUUUUUUUAAUGUUAAUUACAUUGUUAAAAUUGUUAUCCAAUGUUAUUAUAUUUGUUAACUGAAUUUGUUAUAUCGUGCAAUUCCCCAUUUAUUCAUUGUUGCAUUAUUUUUCAUUAUAAACGAAUCUUUAGACUG
Ostrea edulis (European flat oyster) is the source of this 2312-nucleotide messenger RNA. RefSeq lists its product as uncharacterized. Bases 322 to 1122 code for a protein of 266 amino acids. Gene Ontology annotation, molecular function: DNA binding. NCBI's taxonomy places the organism in Eukaryota, Metazoa, Mollusca, Bivalvia, Ostreida, Ostreidae. The record is from RefSeq and is a predicted model, not a curated record. The transcript is spliced from 2 exons.